GUUUAACGUUAUAUGUAACUACUGUUUUCGUGUCCUCGCCGACUGCUUUUGUGAGUCUUUUUAAUUGCAGUCCAAGCCAAAAUGGGUUUUAUUUUAUCCAAAUGUGGCGGUUGCUAGCUUGCCGACCUAACUGACAGUACGUGUUGCUUCUUGUAUGCUAGCUGCUUUGCCACUGAGGCCCUCAGGAUUAGCCAACAACACAGAAUAACGUUAGCGUUAGCUAUCUAAAUCAUCCUAAACCACGGGUUUGUAACAUUUUCAUACUUGUUUUUUUUGUGGUAGAUUUCUCGUCAAGUGCUGCUUAUCUCAUCAUGGCCUAAAGUUCCUAGUUUGUACAGCUAAAUCCUCGUUUACUCUCAUUGCUAAUGUGCCAUAUAUGGAGCAGCUAAGUUAGCUGCAGUGAAGGCAGCCAAGCGAACCAUGGUGAAACUGACUAAGGCCAAAACGUUCCAGGCGUACCUGGACUCCUGCCACCGCCGCUACAGCUGUAUCCACUGCCGCGCCCACCUGGCCAACCACGAUGACCUCAUUUCCAAGUCGUUUCAAGGGAGCCAGGGACGUGCUUACCUGUUCAACUCCGUGGUAAAUGUAGGCUGUGGUCCAGCUGAGGAGAGACUGCUGCUGACUGGCCUUCAUGCUGUGGCUGACAUUUAUUGUGAGAACUGCCACACCACUUUGGGCUGGAAAUAUGAGCAGGCUUUUGAGUUGAGUCAGAAGUAUAAGGAGGGAAAGUACAUUAUUGAACUUUCCCACAUGAUUAAGGACAAUGGCUGGGACUAAGGCCUUCAGCGCUUGCCAUCGUACUCUGUCCACAGCUUAAAGCUUUGCCAAGAACAGCAUGAUUUUUCUUUCCUUUUUAUACAUGUAUAUUAUCUACAUUACUAUUGAGCACCUUUUUCCACUUUGAUAUCCUAAUGCACCAGUUUUACAUUUGUGGGGGAAGUGAGGAACGUUUUGAAGACCCAUGAGAGAUGGAGAUGUACAUGCAUGGAUGCGAGAAAUAGUGAUUGUUGGCAGCCACUUAAUCUCCAAAUUGGGAAUACACAAGUUCUCAUUUCCAGCCCGUUAAGUGCAAUUCACAAGGCUGGGACAAACGUUGAGGUCCAGUGACAAGUUUUCCCUUUUACGGAUUUAGGCUUAAAAGAACGAGGUAGUAAUAGUGUGAUUUAUUUUUGGAUGAAAGUGUAUUUUACUCAGAUAUUGAGUUGUGGUGUUUACCACUUGAGGUAUCCCUUUUAUUUCUGUGUGGAGUGGAUUGAGAGACUAAGUGCAAUAUGUUUGUUUUUGUGUGUGUGUGUUUAUUUGUUUGGGGAAAGGUUAAAAAUGCAUUCCUCUUCAAGUUGUUUGUGUUUGUUACAUAGGAAUCCCAACAAAGAAUGGCUGCUUGUGUAAGAGAUAAGAGCUAAUCAGUUAUAGCUUAAGGAAUGGUCUGUGUUUGACUUCUUGAAAAAGAUUGUGGAAUGUAAUUGGGACUUUCGCUUCUGUUUGUCUUAUUAUCUUUGUUUGUCUAUGAGAUCUGUAAAUAUAGUCUAAUGUCGAGCAUCAUGUACAGAGACACUUAUAAUCAUGUUAAAAGACACCAUGGAAAAUGCUUCUGAUCGAGUAGCACGUCUUCAAAUGCUAAAUCAUGAAGUUUAUUACAUUAAUCAGAGAUCUUUACAUUAAAUUAUGUGAUGAAUAAACGUUGA
This is a messenger RNA of Pygocentrus nattereri (red-bellied piranha), 1688 nucleotides long. RefSeq names its product yippee-like 3 (gene ypel3). NCBI's taxonomy places the organism in Eukaryota, Metazoa, Chordata, Actinopteri, Characiformes, Serrasalmidae. The transcript is spliced from 5 exons. Bases 421 to 780 code for a protein of 119 amino acids. The record is from RefSeq and is a predicted model, not a curated record.